AAUCGGGUGGAGGCCUGUGUAUCUUUUCGGAAGCACCAGAUGAUGCAAGGGAUCUGAAAGGCCUUGGGAUACCUGUUUAAUGAUUGACAGGUGGGGAAAGCAAAAGGUCAGGCUCCAUAGUGGAAAGGGUGUCGGGUUGCCGGGCGGAUUUCGUCUCCCUGGGACCACAGGACCCAAUACGGUCUACCUUUCCAGGCCCAGAAGGCAUUCCUGCAAAGAGCAUCAUGCCCUUUGGAUGCCCAGUGAUCCCUCGGAGAAGUUGCAAGCACCCAGAACCAGGCAGGUAGCGGAUCCGGGAUCCCGUUGACGUCUCCAAGGAUGCCGAAAGUGGGCUUGCAGAAGGGACCUCUCCCACUGGAGUCUCAGCCGCAUUGGAUGCCAGAAUUGGAUGCUCAGGACCUGCGCACGGCGUCUGUGGAAAGGCGCAUCAGGCAGGACGAGGCAUGGCAGCUCCAGAAGACCCUCCAAGACAUGAUUUUCCAAUUCCGGGACUGGCUGCGCUUAGCCGAAGCGAUGGCCUCGUCCCCGGCCUCUUCCCAGGUCUCUUUCGCCCGUUCCAAGAAAGAGCUCCAAAGGUUCGAGGCGCUGCAAAGACAGGUCUCUGACAAGCUGUUGCCUUUGGAAGCCUUGAACCGGCAAUACCGUCGGCUGGUGCAGAGAGGCGGCCUUUGCCCCGAAAUCAAGUCCCGGGUUCAAGACGUCAACCGGCGUUGGGAUGCUUUGAAGAUUUGGUCUGCUGUCGUUUCCAAGAGGCUGAAGCAUGUUCUGAAACAACGGGAAGAGUUUGAAUCGGAGCGAGAGACCCUCCGGCUGUGGCUAAUGGAAUUGGACCUCCGUCUUACUGACGUGGAGCAUUUUUCGGGCGGCACAUCUUUGGAAAAAAUGAUCCAGCUGCAGGCUUUCCAAGAGGAUGUGCAGGCCAAUGCGGAGCGCGUGGACCACUUGCUGGUGCACGGGGAGCGCCUGAUCCAGAAGAGCCACCCGGAAGAUGCUGAGAUCCUGGAAGAGGAGCUGCAGGACCUGAGCUGCUUCUGCCAGGAGGUCUUCCGCAGAGUCUUCCGCUUCCGACGGAGACUGGUCAGCAUGAGGCUGGUCUUUGAGGACGAAUGGCUGUCGGACCGUGACAGUGACUUCUCCGAAGACUCCCUACAACUGGACAAAGCGGAAGCCGGGCAACGUAUGGGCCCCCAUUGCCAAUCCACCCCAAAGAAAGCCCUCCUGCCUCGCAAAAAAGCCUCUGCAUAUGAAGGGGGGAUGAUGGAUUUGGAGUGGGACCCUUCCGUGGAUGUUGGAGGUUCCACGUCGCAUGACGAAGAGGACUCUUCCUACUUCAGUGCCAUUACAAGUGUGGGCCUUUGGGAAGAGCCUCGCCGGAGGAGCCGAGCAUCUCGCUGGGUGUCCGGAUCGUUGCCGUUGAGGAGCGACAGCCGGGAAGACUUUGUGGAACCAAAUGUAUAUGGAGACGAGUGGGAACAGUUGGAAUAUUCGGUGGCAAAACACAGGCGGAAAAUGUGCAAUUUAGGGAAGUGCCUUUCUUGGGAAGCGUUUGAGGGGUGCCACCAACCCCAGGAAUGGACCUUGGAGAAAGAAAAAGGCUUCCGUCUCAUCGAACCGGUUGGGUUUGACCCCGAACGCAUCGAGUCUUGGCUGGGACAGAAUUGCCAAGAAUUGCAGGCGGAGGUGCAGCCACAAGAUGCGGGAACGUGCCCAUCCGCUCCUGUAUCUGCCAAAGGGAAUCUCCCAAUUCAAUCUCCAGCAACUGGGCACCAAGGAAAGCCACGGAAACCCCAGCAGCGGGCAAAGAAGAAAGCGAAACCCACUCCCAUCUCCUCACCUGGUUUGGCGAGCAAUGGCCAGAUCUGCAAGGAGAAAUCGCUCGUAUCCGGGCCUGUGGAAAUCGCAGUCGCCGUGAAAAAGGGGUACAACCCAGGGCCUUGUUUGGACUUCAUCCGACCUCCAAAUACCAUUCCCGUUUGGAACAAAGCAAGGAUGUUGUUGUUGUUCUUCUUCUCGGCCGUGUUGCUUUUCUUCUUCUUCUUCUUCGCCGGGACUUCUUCGCUCCCUUUCUUCAAAGCCAGCUGUCUGCAAGAGAACGGCUUUGCAAAGUCUUUCCAUCUUAUGCUGAAAUACACUGGACCGCCACCUAUUUAGGCAUGGGCCAACUUGGGCCCUCCAGGUGUUUUGGACUGCAACUCCCACAAUUCCUAACAGCCUACCGGCUGUUAGGAAUUGUGGGAGUUGCAGUCCAAAACACCUGGAGGGCCCAAGUUGGUCCGUGCUUGCAUUAUCAUCACUGCUUUGUAUAUAUUUGGCACAUAAGGUUUCUAAUAAAUGGAAGAAGAGA
This is a messenger RNA of Anolis carolinensis (green anole), 2344 nucleotides long. RefSeq names its product spectrin repeat containing nuclear envelope family member 4 (gene syne4). Lineage: Eukaryota; Metazoa; Chordata; Lepidosauria; Squamata; Anolidae. Gene Ontology annotation, cellular component: nuclear envelope; meiotic nuclear membrane microtubule tethering complex; membrane. The record is from RefSeq and is a predicted model, not a curated record. Gene Ontology annotation, molecular function: protein binding. The transcript is spliced from 13 exons. The coding region runs from base 319 to 2151 and encodes 610 amino acids.